Messenger RNA from Phasianus colchicus (ring-necked pheasant), 3780 nucleotides. NCBI's taxonomy places the organism in Eukaryota, Metazoa, Chordata, Aves, Galliformes, Phasianidae. The record is from RefSeq and is a predicted model, not a curated record.
UACUUUUUCAGGAAAGCUUUAUAUAAAUGUUUUGGUGAAGAAUGCUGUUGAAUUUCUUGAAAGUUCACCUUUCUUUAAUAAUAUCUUAUAUUGUGUUCUUAUCUCAGUACCACAGAAUGGUUAAUUUUCCAAUCAUUAGUGUUCUAAAUAAAGUCAAGUUCUCUUUCAUCCUAAAUUAAUGGGCCUUUUGACCUGUACCUGUAGGCUCCAAUAUGGCAGCCAUGUGACAGCACUGUAUCUGACAUACCAGAAGAUGGUUUUGCUUCCAUACAUGUGCUGUCAAGUCUUAAAAUACAACAAUUGGUCUCAACUUCAUUUGACUCCAUACAAAUUGAGUGCUGUCACUACUUUGAUCAGACGUAAUUACUUUCACUAAUGUUUACUUGGCUGAUGCUGAUAAAAGCAUGUUUCGAUUAAACGCAUUGCCUCCAUACUUCAUUAUCUGUGGAGAAAUAUUCUAAAACUGAGAAAAGGAAGCAGUAAAACUUAUCAAAGAGAAAACUUUCUUUUGUUAAUUUCUUUCAUAUUUGAUGAACUGAAUAGAGUUGAAUAGUUUCACCAGGUUUUUUCCCUUCUUUCUCUGUUCCCCAUUAGAAAGCACACGUACAUGUCGUAUAUUAAGAAUAAAGUAUCAAACUUCCCCGGUUACUGCUUUAAAAAAUACAUUUACAUUAAGCUCUGAAUCUGAUUUCUAUUUAUGCUGAAGCUACUUCAAAGAACGUUCUGUCAUGUAGGAGGAAUUAGGGGGAUAAUGAAUGUGAAAUGUACCUAAUUUUUUUCUGGAAAUUGAAGAGUUGGCUACCAUGAGCUUAGAUUUUUAAGUAUAAGGAAGAGACAUAGUGACCUUGACAGCAUCCAGAUGUAUAUGGGAAAGGGACAGAAAGUACACAUUUAAGUCAUGAGAAUGGAGCUAGAAGUUUUAACAAGAGUUAGCAUGGGAAAUGAGAUGUUUGGGGUGUGCAGAGGGAUAGCCCAUGAGUAUUUGAUGUAGGUGUGGAUGGCAAAUGUUAGAAGUCACUGCAGUGUUUUUCAGUGAUCUCAGUUCUGGAUUUUAUUCUUCCUACUUUAAGUAGGCAGGGGGGAAUACAAUGAAUUCAUGCACUUUGUUUGCCUAAUGAUACAAUCCUUUUACUUACUUAAGUGUCAGCUAUUGGUUGCAAUGGACUGCUUGUCUUUGGAGGGCUCCUUGUUGGUCUGACUAAAGAUUUAUAGGUUUGAGCUUGUUGUGUGCCAUACUAAGGGCAAUAAUCUGCCUUUGUGGUAGCUUCAUGAUUUGCAUUUUCUUUGAAUGUGGCUCAUCCUUAUUCUUUCACUCAGUAUGUUUUAUCUUAAGAGGCAAAAAAUUGCUGUUUAAUUAGAAGUAUUAAAUGGGAGACAGAGCACAAGUGGUUUUUGUCCUGUAUGCACGUGCAUUGUGAAAAACCCUAGUUUUACGUUGAUAUAAAUCUACAACAGUUGUAAGUAAGUGCUGUCCUGGCUAUAUUCCAGUAUUGCUGGGAAGAGCCUUUAACUAUGUUUUAUGGGUAGCGGUGGUGGUUUAGCGUGCUGGGUGUCUGUUUCCUUUCACAGGCAUCGUGUACAUCAAGUUUUGAAUGACAGUCCUGGGAGGAAGUAUGCAGAUGAAGUAGCUAAUGUUGUAAUAAAAUAAUUGUCAGGUAGGGAGUUCACUGUGAUCAUGGAACAAACUCCACAAGAGAUGGAAGAAACUGAGCCGUGGUAUUUUCAGAAAACGUAUGCAAGAUACUGGAAGCACUAUGAUUUAGCUAUGCGCUGGAUGCAUAGACACCAGGAAGCCUACAGGAAAGCCAUGGAGUCCUUUUAUCGUGUACCAUGGCCUCCUUAUGCAGCUUCUCCAAGUAGCCGCUACUCAGAUUGGGAUGGGGAUGACCCCCCGUGUACCCACAACCAUUUUUCCAACUAUAGCCCACAUGGCAGAGCUCAGCAGUACAUGGAUGUCCAGCCAGGGAAGGAGGAUGAUGACAGAGAGGAGGAGGAGGAAGACUCUGAAGUGGAGGAAGACUCGGAGUCCGAAGGGGAGUUUGAAUAUGACCUGAGUAACAUGGAGAUCACAGAGGAACUUCGCCAGUUUUUUGCCCAAACAGAGAGGCAUCGGGAAGAACUACGGAGACAGCAGCAGCUGGAAGCUGAGCAGCAAGAAAUGUACGUGGAGGCUGAUCAAGACCUUUACAGAAACAUGAAGCGUUCUGUGGAGCCACCUGCAGAAAGACCUGGGGAGAGAAGAAUGGCAGAAAUGGAGAAACUGUACGGUGAUGAAGCUGCCAAAAUCCUAGCUAUGGAGACUGCCAUGCAGCUUAUCUUUGAUAGAAACUGUGACAAAAAACAGCCCAAAUACUGGCCAAUUAUUCCCCUCAAGCUAUGAGUACCUGGACUGUGCUCUGACCUGGCACAGAGCUGUAGGGACAGUUGCCUCAAGCUGUGCUGCUGGAAGAUUCAACUGCACAUGUCAUUUUUGGAUGGGUUUUAGGGCAGGAUCCAGCAAGGACAAAGUGAUUUUUUUGCCCUGUGUUCCUUUAACAUCAUCUGUUGUGAUGGUCAGAGUUCAUUUAUAUAAAUACCAUUGCCAAUUAGUAAAAGGGAGAGGUAGUAAUGUAACUGUCUGAAGUCUGUUUCACUCAUUUGAUCUCAGCCUGCCUUGACCAUGCAGGUGAGAAAUGUGACAGUAUCUAUACCUAAUGAACUGGAAAAAAUGAACAGCAUUACAAAAUGAAAAAGACUAUACAAAUUGUCAGCUCUUUCUAUUUAGGAAACUAAGUAGUCUUAUUCUUUAGUCUUAUUUAAUAUAGCAGCGUUUGGAUCCGGCUUAAUGCAACACAGCUUGAAGUGUUGUGUCUCCUAAUCUUUUGAUUUUCCUUUUUUUUUCUUUGAGAGCCAGGAGCCCACUGGCCAAGACACAACAUAUCAAAUUACUGUAGCCUGGCCAUUUGAAUUCUUUUUUCAAAUGCGUAUAAUAAAGCAGGAAGUUUUUCUUCAAGACCGAUAGUUAUCUGGCAGGAGUUCUACUCUAACAUAAAAUUAGAUAGGAAAAUGUUUUAAUGAGGGAGGUGGGGAGUUUGGGGAAGAAACUUGAUGUGGCCCUGUCUGUUAGAGAUCUGUCUAGCAAAGGAGAUCCUUAAGAGGACAAAAUGCUUUUUGGGUAAAUGCCAACAAUUAUUUUUGCCAUUCUAAUAAUAACAUCUUAUUGGUUUGAAGCUUGAAGGAAGAUAUAUCAGUCUUUAACUGUGAAACACUGCUGUAACAUACCGCAGUGUGCUGAAGAUCUGUAGUUUGUGUUAAGCACUAUUAUCAUGGCAGAGCAAGAGAACAGCAUACUGUUUUAGAUAUGACAAACAUUUGUGUGCCUUUUUUCACAGCAGAGAAUGUCACAACUGAAAUUAACUUCUCAUGCCCAUUGUGCUUGUGUUCUCUGCUACAGUCAGCUGAAUCAAACCAAAUCUAAGGUGCAGUUUUGGAGAUUUGUUUUCCCUAGUAGUUACCAUGUUUUUGUAAAUCAGCAUUUUGACUUCAGUUCUACCUCCUUCACUCCUCAUUAGAUGUGAAGAGAUGAGUUAAACACUGAAAUUAAAAUCCCCCAGUGUUCAAGACUUGUUACGGAUGUGAUUGAUAUGAAUAACUUAGGCUUGACACACGAGGGAGGCGUGUUCUGAAUUACAGCCCUGCAUUUGUCUUCACUCUUGUUUUUUCUUGGAUUUUGUCAGAAAUCUGGUGUGUUGUAUGGACUUCCUUGUUGACCAAAUAAAUGUUCUUAAUGACAUACUGUAA